CGUAAAUGUAACCGGUUUAAAUUAACGUCACUGGGUUUAUGCGAUGGGGCGCCGGGACCCUAGAGGGAGUUGCUCAGAAAUUAGAGCAAAGUGCAAACUGUCACUCCUGGGUUGUUUCUCUUGCCGUGGCUGUGUUUUUAAUUUAAAUUUCUAAUUUUUUAAAUGUAAUUUAUCGUUUUCGUCGAGGCGGAAGAUCCGAGGAAAUGUGUAAAUAGUGGUUUUAUUAUUUUUCGGCAUUUCCUCCUUUAUUUUAUCUCUUAUACUGUGAUAACUCGAAUGUUAUCUUGUGUUGAUGUUCGUUGAAGAUGCGACGUACGUUCGAGUUCUUCGUCAAUAAUGAAUCGUAGUACUGGAGGAGGAUUGAGUACAUGAUGGAAUCGCCCCCUUCCUGUUCUGGAUGGAAUGGCAUGACACAAGUACACAAAGCUGGGGUAGUUCGGACCAAUUCGCUUUCAAGUGGAAUCGAGUAUGUUGAAAGUGAAGAUGAACAAUCUUAUUGUGAAGGGGUAGACGGGACAGUCUGUGACGAACAGAACUUCCUAACCACUAUUAAAGACACCUGGUUGGAGCCUCCUCUUGAGUUUCAAGACUCUAUAUCUUCUCCACUUCCGCGACCUUGGGCUCGGAGAGCUUUGACGCCCCCUGCUGCACGCUCGACCGGAGUUUCUCUUUCAUCCCUGUUGAGAACGUCGUCCAGUCACAACUCUCUGUCCGUACCUGCUCCAAACCGUGCAGACGAUUCAAGCUUCAUCACAUCAGCCAUGUCCCAUGAUGUUUUAACGGAUAUCUACAAUGUACCAUUGGACAGCGAUAUCUACACACUUCCAAUUGAUACCAUAAGACCGUCAAAUCACAGAAAACGUCACAGGUACAACCAUAAGAAAAGGCGUCGUCAUAUCACUUCUGAGGUUGUUGUUGAACGAGAAAGCGAUAAGCGAGGUAAACGACUUAGCACUCCUGAAAACGCUGAACCCGUCCACAUGACCUUGCAAGAAGUUCGACAGUUCCUCCAAACCCUGUACAACGGAACCCAAGGGGGGGAAGGUAGACAGGCACAACCCAAACGAAAGCACAAGAAAAAAGUGAAAACAGAAGAAAAAGGAAAACAGGCUUCAAACAGUGGAAAAAAUAGUUUGUCCCAUUUGUUGAAACAGACGAUUUGCAAUAUGUUUCGUGUCAGAAAGCAGAGCGCUAAUAAAGACAAUGAGCGUGUCAUUGUUCUCGGGGUGCCUAUGGUGCCUCCGUUUUCAGAACGCGCCUUACCCCCGCUUCCUGACAAAUCUCCUAUACCAACACUAAUAACUAGAGAGGAAGAAAGUGUAAUGGAUUUUGCUUCUAGCAUAGAAAAAGUAAAAGACUAUGGCUGGUAUUGGGGCCCUAUAAGUGGUGAGGCCGCUGAGAAAAUAUUAAGCAAUGAACCAGACGGAUCCUUUAUUGUAAGAGACUCCAGUGAUCAUCAUUAUAUAUUUUCAUUGACGUUCAGAUUAAAUGGCUGUGUUCGGCAUGUUCGAAUCGAACAUGAUCAGGGUAACUUCAGUUUUGGUUCGUGUACAAAAUUCAAAAGCCAGACUAUUGUCGAGUUCAUUGAAACGGCUGUAGAACAUUCAAGAAGUGGGAGGUAUCUGUUUUUCCUUCACCGCAGGCCUGUACUAGGACCGAUGAGGGUUCAGUUGCUUCAUCCAGUGUCUAGGUUUAAGCAUAUACAAAGUCUGCAACAUCUUUGCAGAUUUGCAAUUGUAAAAGUGGUUCGGAGGGAUUUGAUAUCAUCUCUUCCACUACCUCGCAGACUUAUAGACUAUCUUAGUGCUCCGCAAUACUAUUUUGAGCAGUUCUCUGAUCAGGAGCAGCCUUCAUCACCUCCGUCUCUUCGUUUGUUUUCAUUUGUGCCACCGAAUUGAGAGGCAUACGACCCUUUUUGAUAGAAAUGAAAUGUGAAAAAGAAGAGAUAAUACUAGUUUUAAAUAAAAUGAUAUUUUUAAGGUUAAUCUCUUCCAGAUGCAACUUUUGUGAUGUUACUAAGGUUGCCAACAAUAAUUUAUUAUUUCUUAUUGCAAACGUUUAAGAUAUAGCGGUUUUUUAAAAUAGUUUUUAAGUCUUGUGAUUUCUAAAAACUAGUCCUUUUAUCAAGCCUAGCGACCUUCGUUUUAAUCGGUUGAUUUUGGCAAAUUAAUACAGCACUAGAAUAAGCUUCAUUACGAAGUGUACCAAAGUAAACUUAUAAUUUAAAGAUGUAAAUAAUUUUUUUUUCUUCAACUAAAUCCAACUAUAUGAUACUUACAAUCAUAUUUUGUUGUCAAAUUUUUAAUUUGAGAUUUUAAUUGUGUAUGCAAAUGUAUGCUUAUGAACACAAUUAUAAUUCAAAUGAAUUUAUAGCAAAUGAUCUCAGUUCACAAUUCUACUUAGUUAUGCAAUGGUAGUAAAGUGUUUUAACAUAAAAAAUAUAUUUGAAUGUGUGUAUGUGCUUUAGUUCCAGGAAAAAAAUCAUUAUUUAAUUAGCAACUUUUACAAAUCUCCACCUAGGCCUUUAAAAUAUUUUUUGAUUUGUAAUUGAGAAUUAUCAGAUUUCUUUUAAUUUAUCGUAUAAUAAUGAAAUUUUUUUUGUAACAUGCAAGUGUUGUUCCAUUUACACCAGAAUCAUUGAGUCUGUUUUUUGUUAUAUUUAAAUUUAACAGGUUUAACAAACAAUUAACUCUAGUGUAAUAUUGUACAAUAUUUUUUUGAAUAUAAUUAGUUAAGGUGUGUAGGUAAGGUAUGAACUUUACUUAGGUUUUGUGGAGACUUCUAAGUCUGAUUGUUAUUUGUAAUAUCCUUUGCAUUAGCGCGUUGAAAUUGAUUUAAUUAAAAGAUUGAAUACAAUCUAAUCUUUCCAAUGUAGACAAUCAAUAUUUUAAUUGUCAAUCAGUAUUAUUCAUUUCACCUUUUAACCAGUUUUUUAUCAAUAUUUUAAUGAAAAAAAUGAAUGUAUCAAUCAAAUGUUGGGUAUGUGAUUUGACAUAUCUUGAAAAAAAAAUGUUUACCAGUUUUAUAAUGUAUAUACAAUUGUGUAUGAUGUGUUUUGAAUAGAUUUUUCUUAAUUGUUAAUACAACUAGGAAGUUGUGCAAUACAAUUCAAGAAAUCCACAUUGCUCGUUAGUGAUCACGCAUGUAUAAAAUCGUUUUUAUAUUGUAUUAAAUGUUUUGUUGUAAAUUUAGCUGCUAUUAAUCGGGAUUCAUACUUUUUCAUUGAGAAAAAAUAGUGAGUGGUUUGUUUUAGUAACUCACAAGCAAUUAAAAAAUAAACAAAAUAAAAUAAAUUUCAUUUAAUAUGCAUCAGAUUAAUGAUUUAUUAAUGAAACUAUUAUGUUAAAUGUAUAUGAAAGGUGUGUUUUUAAGCUUUGACUGCCCAGUCCUAUUGUGUGUAAUUGAAGGCCUAUUUUCAAUCUUUCACAUAACGUUGCAUUCAUUUUAACACUGUUUGUAGGUAAAGAUUUGAAAAUUUCACCUUGUGAACAAUGCUUUCUCAAAGCAGCCGAUUAAUUUUAUGCUUAACCCAUGAUACACUUGUUAAUGUUUAACAGAAUUCACUGCUGAAUUUUACAUUGUACACUUGCAGUUGUGUUUGUUCUAUUAAAAAAUUCUAGAUAGCCAAAUGUUUGUGUCAAAGACAAUUGUGUCUAAAAAAACUUUUUUCAUGCGAAUGUAUUACAAAAACAAAAUGUGAAAGACUGAAGUUAUACAAUCUCUGAAUUGAAUUGUGUUCGUUUCUGGAAAAGAUAUUUCUAAUAUAUAACUUCACAUUGCACAUAAUCAGAUAUUUUGUUGAGCAUUAGCCAAUUUUUUGUUGUUUAAUGUAAACUUCACCAAAAAAAAAGCUCACUGAUUAGUGUUUUAUUUGUUCUCAUCAACAUAUUGUUGAAGCCAUAGCAUUUCAAAAAUUAAGAAUUUAGGGUUUUGCAGUGAAAAUGUUUUUAGAAAGCUCUGUUUAAGGGAAAAAAUGAGCUUAUAAUAAAAUUUUCAAAUUUAAACUAAAAAUUAAAAAAAAAGCCUGGAAUAUUAAAUAUAUUUUUAAUAGAAAUGCCAACGUAAAAAAUUACUACUUAGGCAUUUAUUUAGUCUUGUGAUAUUUAAAAUCAGGGAUUUUGGAAUUCAGCUGUUUUUAAUAAUUUUUUUCUCAAGACAAAUAUAAACAAUUGUCAUAAACAACUAUUAUUUCUUGUUAUGGUGAUAGUCCAUCAGAUCCAAAACAUGUCAAGUUAAUAAUAAAACAAAUGUUAUGAUGAGAA
Messenger RNA from Cimex lectularius (bed bug), 4262 nucleotides. RefSeq lists its product as uncharacterized. Gene Ontology annotation, cellular component: phosphatidylinositol 3-kinase complex. Bases 369 to 1898 code for a protein of 509 amino acids. Gene Ontology annotation, molecular function: 1-phosphatidylinositol-3-kinase regulator activity. NCBI's taxonomy places the organism in Eukaryota, Metazoa, Arthropoda, Insecta, Hemiptera, Cimicidae. The transcript has 7 exons. The record is from RefSeq and is a predicted model, not a curated record. Gene Ontology annotation, biological process: phosphatidylinositol phosphate biosynthetic process; intracellular signal transduction.